Messenger RNA from Neopelma chrysocephalum (saffron-crested tyrant-manakin), 686 nucleotides. RefSeq names its product farnesyl pyrophosphate synthase-like. Gene Ontology annotation, cellular component: cytoplasm. The transcript is spliced from 4 exons. Gene Ontology annotation, molecular function: dimethylallyltranstransferase activity; (2E,6E)-farnesyl diphosphate synthase activity. The annotation marks the transcript as partial. The record is from RefSeq and is a predicted model, not a curated record. Gene Ontology annotation, biological process: trans, trans-farnesyl diphosphate biosynthetic process. NCBI's taxonomy places the organism in Eukaryota, Metazoa, Chordata, Aves, Passeriformes, Pipridae.
AGGUACAAGGCCAUUGUGAAGUACAAGACGGCGUUUUACUCCUUCUACCUCCCCGUGGCCGCCGCCAUGUACAUGGUUGGUAUCAACAGCAAGGAGGAGCACGACAACGCCAAAGCCAUCCUGCUGGAGAUGGGGGAAUACUUCCAGAUCCAGGAUGAUUACCUGGACUGCUACGGGGACCCUGCCCUGACGGGGAAGGUCGGCACCGACAUCCAGGACAACAAGUGCAGCUGGUUGGUGGUGGAGUGUCUGCGCCGGGUCACGCCGGAGCAGCGGCGGAUCCUGGAGGAGAAUUAUGGCUGCAAGGAGCCCGAGAAGGUGGCGAAGGUGAAGGAGCUCUACAGUGCCCUGGGCAUGGAGGCGGCUUUCCGGGAGUACGAGGAGCGCAGCUACCGGCGGCUGCAGGAGCUGAUCGGGCAGCACGCCCGGCGCCUGCCCCGGGACAUCUUCCUCGGCCUCGCCCAGAAGAUCUACAAGCGGCAGAAAUGAUGGGGGGGGGCCUGGCCGGGGGCUGCCGGGCCUUUGCUGAGUGGUGGGGGGGCAUCACCCCCCGCCUGGAGCUGCUCCGUGCCCUGGGUGGGGCCGGAGGCGGGUUUUAGAGGGUGCGAUGGGAUGGCCGGGGGAGGUGGUUCAUCGAUCGCCCCCCCCGCCCGUGUGUGUCAAUAAACAUAAGUUAUUGUGGGUGC